AUCUUUGUUGUGCCGCCUGCAAUCUCUUCUGGCGUUGGGCUAGAUGUCAGUUCCCCUACUUACACUCGCGAGAACCAUAUCUCUGAUUCUUGUCUACAACGCAUACUGGCAUCAGUUCUUCCACCUCCUUGUCGACCUCCUACACCUCUCUCCUUGCCAUCUUCCACCCCGGCCCUCUCAGCGACUGGGCCUGGCCGGCCAACGGCCAGCAUCGCAACAGCUGCCGGUUCGAUUUCCCUUGCUUCGGGUUCUGGUAGGCCCGAAGCAUCACUCUCUGAAGUUGGCCUAUCCAGUUCAGGCGGGGACUCGAACUCGAACCAAGCAGAGGAUUCAAACCAGAUGAUUGUUUCUGCUGAGCAUGGACAGCAUAAAGUUGAACUUGAACGCACUGGUCCUGUGAUAAGCAUCAAUGCCUGGCUGAUGCCGGCCCAACUGCAUUCCAUAAUCAAUAAGUGUCGUUUCCAAUUCCCAGAUCCCAGGCUUAUACAGUACGACUGUGGUACGUUAUAG
Messenger RNA from Protopolystoma xenopodis, 510 nucleotides. The record is from the annotation of a GenBank genome assembly. NCBI's taxonomy places the organism in Eukaryota, Metazoa, Platyhelminthes, Monogenea, Polystomatidea, Polystomatidae.